CAUCUCACAGUUGAUUCAGCACCUUGCUAAUAGCGCGCACAUUAACUGCAGCACAGAUCAGAGGAGGAGUGCCGUUACCAGAGAGGGAGAGGGACGUCUGUGUUGAGCAAAUGUGUGCUUGGUGCGUCCAGUGUGUGUUUGUGAGAGAAGGAGGGAUAGAGGCAGAGGGAGUGUGAGAGCGGGAGGGAGAGAAGCAGCGGACGUGUGUUGGUGGGAGCAGAGAGGAAGGAUGGCUGCUCAUGUUUGAAACUGCUUCACAUGCUCAAAAAGGAGGCAGAAAUUCAGCAGAGGCAGAGAAAAACACACAUGUCACUGGGGGACGCAUCCUGUUAAUCAUUUGUGGGGAGACAGCAAAGACUUGGCAAUGCCUGCAGAAGUGAAAGAGGAUCAGAGUUUGGAGGGGCCCCCUCCACUCUCCCUGCCCCAGGAGGCUAAGGAGGUGACCCAGGAAACCCCUACUAGCACUGAUGAACUGGACACGCCCACUUCCAUCGCUUCUGUGUUGACCUCAACCAACGAAAGCUCCACAGAAACCGACACCCCACAACAGACAGACACUGAGGAAUCCAAAGCUGUGGAUCAAGAUGGAGAAAAGGCUCAGAGUGAGACCCAAGAAACGUCAGAGCUGCAACAGGAGAAUGUCCACACACCUGAUACACCUGAUAUCACAUCAGCUCCAGAGCUGCAGGACAACACUUCCCCCGGGCAGCCUGUGUUCGAAGCAAAGGCUGAGCCCCCUGAGUCUGUUGUUUCAACCACAGCUAGCAGCACCACUGCAUCAGCUCCACAGCCUCAGCUGGUGCUGCAGCCUGCGGAGACUCUGCCAGUGAGCACAGACAGCCAGAGCAGAGUGUACACCAUUUCGGAUGCCUACAGAGGCAUUGGGGGCGAUCUCUGUGCUGGAUAUGGGAGCCUUUCUCGCUAUACUCUCCACGGUUACCUGCCCACCAAAAACUUCCAGCCUGGGGCUCACUACACCUUACCCUUCCUCAGGGACAGCUUUGCGUCCACUGGCCUUGGCAACCAGACAGAAGAGGACAGAGAGAACCUGCUGGACAUGAAGACAGACCUCUCAGCUGCAACCUACUCAACUCUUGGUGGAAUCCAUCAGUUUAGGCCAAUUACCACCAUGGAGCUCCUCCGGGAGCCCUCCAGAACCAGGAGUGGCUAUGAUGAUGCCUUCAUGGCCCAGCUGGAGGGGAACCUGAAUCCUCUUUUCCAGGCCAUGUGCCGAGCACAGACCCUCCAGAUGCCCCACAAACGCAGCAGCAUGGUUAGCCUGGACAGUAUCCGAAGAGACCCUCGCUGGAGAGACCCCAACCUGCAUGAGGUGAUCUCCAUGCUCAGCCACCCCAUGGACCCCGUCAAGUCCAAUGCAGCUGCUUACCUACAGCAUCUGUGUUAUGAGAACGACCGGAUAAAGCAGGAGGUGCGCCAGCUAAAUGGAGUGCCCAUCUUGGUGGAGUUACUGGACCACCCUAAAGCUGAAGUCCAUCGCAAGGCCUGUGGAGCUUUGCGCAACAUAUCGUACGGAAAAGACCACAAUAACAAAAUGGCAAUCAAGGUCUGCGAUGGCAUCCAAGCUUUAGUUAGACUGUUGAGGAAGUCCAGCAGCAUGGAGGUCAAAGAGUUAGCCACAGGCACUCUGUGGAACCUUUCAUCACACGAGCCGCUCAAAAUGACAGUCAUCAACCAGGGACUUCAGACUCUGACUGAUGAAAUCAUCAUCCCACACUCAGGCUGGAGGAGGAGACACUCAGCAGACUCCUCCAAACUGCAGAGUGCCGAAUGGACCACUGUGUUUAAGAACACCUCGGGAUGCCUGAGGAACGUCAGUUCAGACGGGGCAGAGGCUCGACAGAGGCUGAGGGAGUGCGAUGGGCUGGUUGCAGCACUCCUUCACGCCCUGCAGUCAGCAGUCAUCAACAAGGACACCGACAAUAAGUCGGUGGAAAAUUGCGUCUGCAUUCUUCGAAACCUGUCCUAUCAUGUUCACAAAGAAAUACCAGGAGCUGAGCGAUUUCAGGAGCCCCACACUGGUCAUCUGAUGAGAUCAGUGGGACAUCAGAAAAAAAAGAAAGAGGAGCCAGAGACCGUUACGGGGAAAAGACCCAAAGAGGAGUGGUUCAGUCAAGGUUGGAAAAAUGGAUUUAUGGACAGAAAGUACAGUACAUUGGAUUUACCAAAACGUACAGACCAAAUUAAAGGCUUGGAGCUGCUGUACCAGCCAGAGGUGGUCAGGCUGUACCUUUCUCUCCUUACAUGCAGUCACAACCACAAUACUCUGGAGGCAGCCGCUGGGGCGCUGCAGAACCUCGCUGCGGGACACUGGGCUUGGUCCAGCUUCAUUCGGGCAACCGUCAGAAAAGAGAAAGGGCUUCCCAUCCUGGUGGAGCUGCUGCGCUCUGAUGCGGACAAAGUUGUGCGAGCCGUGGCCAUUGCUCUUCGCAACCUGGCCAUUGAUAGAAGGAAUAAGGACUUAAUUGGAAGCUAUGCUCUGAGGGAUCUGGUCGGUAACCUGCCGUGUGGGCAGCAGCACCCGGCCAAGAACCUGGAUGGAGAUACAGUGGUGUCUAUUCUCAACACAAUUCAUGAGAUCAUCACAGAUAACCCAGAGAAUGCUCGAGCUCUCAUACAAGGUCAUGCUGUGCAGAAACUGGUAGCAAUCAAUAAGUCCAGCCAAUCCGCUCGGGAGACCAAAGCGGCUUCCCAUGUCCUUCAGACAAUAUGGGGCUACAAGGAACUGAGAACCACUUUGAACAAAGCGGGCUGGAGCAAGAGCCACUUUAAGACCACAACUUCUGGAGCGACAAAAAAAGCUAAGAGUGGAAAGCAAAGCGGUGACGACAUCACUCUGCCUCUCAUGGACAAAAACCAAGAUGUCUAUUCCUCCUUAGAGCCAAAUGACAGGGUUGGAGAUGGAAAGGCAGCUGUUGUGGAAAAAGACACUCUUCAGGCGAUAAGCGAAAGAAAACACUUCAUCAGAGCUGGCAGGCCUGCAGUGGGCCUCAUGGAUAACAAACCUCCACCACUGGACUCCUGGGUAUAAAUGUAACAACACAUCCAGGCCAGCCAGUUGAGACACUUUCCAUUGGUCAGAUCUUGAUAUGUGCCAUCCGAUCAAUCUUGUACAGACAAAAAGCCAGUUUAAAAAAAACAGAAAAAACAACAAAAACUCCUUUGUUUACAGGACUAAAUGUGCCAAGCAUUUACAAGUAUUUAUUAUGGAGAUUAUUUGAGAGUAGACUUUAUAGAUUUCUCAUUUAGGACGAUAUACUGUACAUUUCAACUCAUGACUGAUUAUGUGUGAUAAAUGAUAAGGUAACCCAAAUAUGCAAAUAGUGGUGAAACAUGACUCCAAAGAAUAUAUGACAUAUAUAAUUUGAUUUUGUUCUGCUUAUCUAUGGUAUACUUUUAGUUUGUCAAGGCUAGUUACACUUAUAAUGGCAUGUGGAUUUUUUGUUGUCCACCUCCACGAUUCAAGGAUGAAGACUGAUUCUGAAAUAAUUCUUGAAACAUUCUUGUUCAGUGUCUGAUGCAGUUAGGAGUACUAAGGCUACUAUUGUCUUAAUUACCCAGACAAUUUAGGACUGAAUUUAAUCUUGAUAAAUAAGAGUAAACUGUUGUGUCAUUUUUUUCUCUCUACAAGUCUCUAUAACAUUUUUGUCAUGAUUGGAAAAAUGGGAUUGUACAUGUGUAACAAAGGACUGUUAAUAUUCCAAGUGAAGGCAUUUAUAUUGUAACAUUUAUAGUAAUACCCAUGUUAUUAUCAAGAGUUAUUUAUGUGAAAUAACCAAUAUCAGUAAGUGAUACAGCUCUGCUUUGCAGUGGUCCUUUUUGCAUUGCGAUGUUAAAUGAAAACUAAAAUAAAUGCUGUG
This is a messenger RNA of Menidia menidia (Atlantic silverside), 3878 nucleotides long. The record is from the annotation of a GenBank genome assembly. Lineage: Eukaryota; Metazoa; Chordata; Actinopteri; Atheriniformes; Atherinopsidae.